GCACCCGGGGCGAGUCAUUCUGUCCUGGAGCACAGUGUUGUUCUCUGCACUUUUAUAGCUUUUGUAGGAAUGGUAAUGGAAUGGAAGUAAAAAAAUUGUGAGAAAUUACAUCUCUGUGAAAAACAUCUCUUGGAAUCUGCUUUUACAAAAGAGUAAAGAGAUUGACAGUGCAAUGCAGCACUUACGACACUGCCAAGGACUCGCUCGUGUUCUCCUUCCCAGCGCUCACAGUGCUCAGCGGCUAAAGAACAACAUCCCCCUGGCGUCUGCAUGUUCAGGACUUCUCUCUCUUCGCUGGGGGAGCGGCGGCAGCCAUCAAGGGCACAACUACUAUGGCUCAAGGCGGCCAAGGUUCAGAUAUGUAUUGACAGGGCUAACGGCUGGGACUGGUGCUGUGCUGGCCUAUGGACUUCAUCACAAUAAGGCUGAGCAGGCGGCUACCUCGGUUACUCAAACAUCCGCCCUGCCUGUUUAUUCCCAAGAAGAGGUUACGAAACAUUCCUCCCUGGACGAGGGCAUAUGGGUCACCUACAAGGGAAGCGUUUAUGAUAUCACUGACUUUGUAGCGAUACAUCCUGGAGGUGACAAAAUCCUGCUAGCUGCAGGUGGCGCUCUAGAACCCUUUUGGGCGCUGUAUGCCAUUCAUGGGCAAGACCACGUUCUGGAAAUUCUCUCAGAGUACAAGGUUGGUGUUCUUCGACCAGAAGACUGCAAGAAGCAGGAGAUUGCCAAUUCUAUUGACCCGUAUUCCUCUGAUCCACCUCGGCACCCUGCUCUCAUUGUCAGCAGCUUAAAACCCUUCAACGGGGAACCUCCUCCUGCCCUCCUCACUGACAACUACAUCACUCCCUCUGCCCUCUUCUUCAAGCGCAACCAUUUUCCUGUUCCUCAAGUAGAUCCUGGCAAAUACAGGCUGCAGAUAGAGGGCCUUCCUGGGGGUACCGUCUCUCUGACUUUGGACGAACUUAAGUCUCGUUUCCCCAAGCACACAGUAACUGCUACUCUGCAGUGUGCCGGAAACCGCCGUUCUGAUAUGCACAAGGCUAAACAGGUCAAAGGGCUUAACUGGGGAGUUGCAGCUAUAAGCAAUGCCACUUGGUCAGGCGCACGCCUGCGGGACGUCCUGUAUCACUACGGCUUUGGCCAAGAAGUGGCGGCUAAGGCUCGGCACGUGCAGUUUGAAGGUUUAGACCUUGAUGUGACGGGUACGUCAUAUGCAGCAUCCAUCCCACUGAACAAGGCAGUGAGCGAAGAAGGAGACGUCCUUCUAGCAUACGAAAUGAAUGGGGAGGAUCUCCCGAAGGACCACGGGUACCCUGUUCGUGUGGUCAUCCCCGGAACAGUUGGAGCCCGGAAUGUCAAAUGGCUGGGCAAGAUAGUUGUCAGCGAGGAAGAGAGUCAGAGUCACUGGCAGCAAAAUGACUACAAAGGUUUCUCUCCAGGCGUUGACUGGGACACGGUGGAUUACAAAUUGGCACCGGCCAUCCAGGACCUCCCCAUCCAGUCGGCCAUCACCCAGCCAGCAGACGGUUCAAUAGUGGACAGCAGCAUGGAAGAAGUGACCGUGAAAGGUUAUGCUUGGAGCGGUGGGGGAAGGGAGGUGGUGCGAGUGGACGUCUCAGUUGACGGAGGGAAGACGUGGCAUGUGGCUGAACUCCAGAAUGGUGAGAAAGGACAAAAGCCUGAACCCUCUCCUCCGCCUGGGCGGGCUUGGGCGUGGAAACUGUGGGAGAUAACGAUCCCUCUGCCGGAAGGAGCUCAGGAGCUCGAGCUUGUGUGCAAGGCAGUUGACAGUAGCUACAAUUCGCAGCCGGACACGGUGCUGCCUAUUUGGAACUUUAGGGGUGUGCUGAAUAAUGCUUGGCAUCGAGUGAAGGUGAAAGUGAAUUAAGAUUUUGGAAGGAAAGGAAUGAAAACCCAAAGAGAUAUUUAUUGUAACUAAACUCAGGAAAGAAGGAGGCAUCAUAUUCAUUUUAGAUAUGGGUCCACUUGCUUGGCCAGUGUUUAGGCAUUUUGACAUGAAGUUAGAGAUGCUUACAUUGACUGAGUUUGCCAUAUGUGGGUAAACUCAAUCUGUAAUGAACAACGAAAAGAAGUACUUGCUGCAUGCGGGCACAAAUCGUCAGUUUUUGGCUGUGAUAAACCGAUAAAUUAAUUCCUUUGAUUUAGGGGCAACAUUACAAUCAUAGCUCUACAUGUUUUGCACAAAUAUUGAGCUUACGAAACUGGAUUAGUGGAUCACUUGUGUUGACUGUCAACAACAGGGAUUUUUUCUUUUCACUUCUGGGCUCUUCUUUUUUCCGUUUUCCUGGGCACUAGUCAGCUUGUCUGGUGCUUUUGUCGUUUUUUUUUUAAUGUAAAAUGCAGUUAAAUUAGUUUUUUUUUCUUUUUCAUUUUUAAUGUAAAAUGCAGUUAAAAUUAGGUUUAAAGUGCCAUUAUCCAUAGUUACUGUCUUGGUAUUGAGCUGUCAAAAAGCACAGGUUUUUAUAAAUGUGGAAAGGGUAUUUAAAAUGUUUUUUGAAGUGUAUGCAAAGCGCCAGUUGUUAUAAUGAAGUAGAAAACUUUUAAGGACUGUGAAACUCAGAUCUUAACUGUCCUUGUAAGUGCAAGACACAUUUUUUUAGAUUUUGGCCUUCUCCAUGUGCCAGAUAUUUAAAACCACAUAUUGCUUCUGUCAUAUAAUUUGAUUUUCACUUUUAGCCCAUAAUGUGUAAUAAUAAUGUGACUGCAGUAGUUCAGACAGUUGUUAAAGCUAAGCAGUUGUGAUCACUCAAGAUCAUAUAUGCUUCAUUUUGCUUUUUCAGAGGAAUUUAUCAUAACAGUAUUUUGGUUGAUUCAUUUCUUUUAUUUUACUUUUCUGGAAGGAAUAAUUGUAAUAAUUACAGUAAUAAUUUAAAAAUAGCAUAAUGUAAAUCUUUCAGGUUCAACUUAAUACUGACUGAUCAGCUUUGCAGAAGGUGGUUUUAGUGAAGUUCAUUAUAUUUAUUUUAUUGCAUGACACAUGAAUUUUGGUGCUGUGAUGGAAGUUUUUUCAAUAAAGAUUAUGUUGGUCUUACAAAAAAAACAAACAUUUUAGUUUGUGGUUCUUGCAUGAUUUCAGUUGUUUUUUAGUUCUUUAUAUAACUAAUGGCUGCUAGUAACAAAAAUGUGGUGCAAAAGGUAUUGCAUAAAUUU
This is a messenger RNA of Colossoma macropomum (tambaqui), 3174 nucleotides long. It is a transcript of the gene suox, whose product is annotated as sulfite oxidase. Lineage: Eukaryota; Metazoa; Chordata; Actinopteri; Characiformes; Serrasalmidae. The transcript has 4 exons. Gene Ontology annotation, molecular function: oxidoreductase activity; heme binding; molybdenum ion binding. The record is from RefSeq and is a predicted model, not a curated record. Bases 173 to 1891 code for a protein of 572 amino acids. Gene Ontology annotation, cellular component: mitochondrion.